AUGAUUAAGAGAUUCAAGAAACUCUUUCAGGGACAAAGUGAGUUCCAAUCAUUUCUAACAAAAUCUAGUCUCUCAAAAGAUAACUUUGUUUACAAACAAGAGGAUGUAGAAAUUUUAAUACCUUUCCUAACAGAUGAUUAAAAUAUAAUCGAAUUUUUUUAGGUGUAUUAAGAAUAAACCUGUCAACAUUAUACAAUCAAAAUGAAAAUGCUCAUAACCAUUCAUUAAAUGCUUAAUAUCAGUGAUGAAUUUGCCUAAUAAUUCACUAAAAUAAAUUUUGCAUAUUUUAAUAAGUAUGAAUGAUUGAAUAAUAGCAGGCCAUCCCAAAAACCAGAAUCAAUUGUAUUUAAGUAAGUAACUAAUGAAAUUUGGUUGCUUGAAAACCUUUAGAUUCCAUUUCUGCAGUAUUUAUAAAAAUUGGCAUUGAAUGUAUAAGAGAUCAAGAGUUAUCGAAAUCAUCAUUUUAGAAAACCUAUUCAUUAAUCAAAGUAUAAGGUCUUAAGUUAUUUAAGUCUUGUAGUGGAAUGCUUUAAAUUACAAAACCUUGUAAAUUAAGGUUUAUCUCUUGUGCCCUAACUGUAAACAUCCCUUUCAAACUUCCCUCAUGAUUUUCUCUUAAAGAAAUUGGCCUGCAAUCUCUAUUGUGAAUUGAGACAAUUUCAAAGAUAGUUGAUUAAUUCUCUCUCUGCUUUAUUGGAUACAAACUCUAGGGCCUCAAAUAUAGAGAUAUUUGAGUUCUUCAGAGAAGUAAAAUCUCUCUCUCACAAUUCACAUAGGUGUAAAUAAUAGAGAAGAAGACCAUGACAUAUUACAUGUUACACAAGUUAUUUGAUCCAGGAAGAAAGUUGAUGCCUCCUUUGUAAUUGAAAAUCGAUCUAAAAAGUGCAAAACAUCUUGAAUAGUAAGCUUUAAAUGAGCAAUUAAAGAUUAAUUAGCAAAAGCAAAUGAGAAGUCAAAGAAAUUCGAGAUCAAAUAGUUUAGAUCAACAACAUAGAGUGUCUUAAGGUUUUAUUAGUUAAAGGGAACGUCGAUUUAUGAUGUACAGUAGAACAAAGAAAUAAGACACCAUUUAGGAAGAUAUUGAGAUGCCAACUGAGGAAUAAUAGCCAUCAGAUAAGAAAAAGAUAACAUAAAUGAUGGAUAAUUAAGCCAAUGAAAUUCCUAAAUAAUUCGAUAAUUUGGAAAAUGACAAUAGUGACAUUUAAAAAAAAGAGAGUAGUAAUGAGAGUGAAAUUAAUGAGAGAAAUAGUUAGAAAGAAACUAAUGAUAUUGUAAAAAAUUAAGAAAGUACUAGUCAAGCAGAUUAAGAUGAAAAUUAAUAUAGUUGA
Molecule: messenger RNA, 1328 nt
Organism: Paramecium pentaurelia
Lineage: Eukaryota; Ciliophora; Oligohymenophorea; Peniculida; Parameciidae
Source: the annotation of a GenBank genome assembly